AUGGAGUACCUACGUUUAGCAUUUGAAUAUUUCUCUCAUUUAACAAUAGUACUUGUAAAGGUUGCAUAUCCUGCUUAUGCCUCCUUUAAAGCUAUCAAAACUCCAGACGGCGCCGACGAUACAACAUGGCUUAUAUAUUGGACCGUAAUGGCCAUAUGCUCAUUCAUUGAGAUAUAUAUAAUACCAUUCAUUGCAUUUGUUCCAUUUUUCAUGCUGGUAAGAGUAGGUUUUUAUAUCUGGCUCCAACUUCCAGUAUGCAACGGUUCAAUUUACAUUUUCAAGAAGUUCUUGCUUCCAUUUAUGAGCAAACACUCAAAAUUCUUUGAGGAUGUCACUAUUGAAAAUAAGGACGAUUUACUUGAUACUGUGAGACGUAUCAAAGAAAAACUCAGAAAUGAUUAUAACGAAAUCAGAGCUUCGCUUGAUUAA
Trichomonas vaginalis G3 is the source of this 429-nucleotide messenger RNA. Its product is annotated as mitotic nuclear envelope reassembly. Lineage: Eukaryota; Parabasalia; Trichomonadida; Trichomonadidae. The transcript has a single exon. Bases 1 to 429 code for a protein of 142 amino acids. The record is from RefSeq and is a predicted model, not a curated record.